AAACUGCAUCCGUAGCCACUCAGUUCCGCCAACCCUAGCUGUGCAUCCGGCCUUCCCCUGCCCGGUGAAGUUGUUGUGGCCCGGUGGGAGUGAUCCCUCUGGGAGUGCGUUGUCCUCGCAACGGACCUGAACCUAACGUGAUCUCGACAGCCCAGGACUCCGGCGAUCCCACUCACCUGCAUCAUGGCAGUCCCAGGUUGCAACAAGGACAAUGUCAGAGCAGGCUGCAGAAAAUGUGGCUACCCUGGUCAUCUGACUUUCGAGUGCCGCAAUUUUCUCCGGGUAGAUCCCAAAAGGGACAUUGUGUUGGACGUCAGCAGCACGAGUAGUGAGGACAGUGAUGAAGAAAAUGAGGAGCUGAACAAGCUGCAGGCUCUGCAGGAGAAAAGAAUAAAUGAAGAAGAGGAAAAGAAAAAGGAAAAAAGCAGGGAGAAAAUUAAAUUGAAAAAAAAGAGGAAAAGGUCUUACUCCAGUGCCACUGAAGAGGACUCUGCAAAACAAAAGAAACAGAAGUGUCAGAAAAAAGAAAAGAAAAAGGAAAAAAAGAAUAAAUCAAAGAAAGGAAAACAUCACAAGAAGGAAAAAAAGAAGAGGAAAAAGGAAAAGCGUUCUUCCCCUAACCAUUGUGAAGUCACCAAAAAGUGACAGAGUCUUGGGCCUAACUCAGAAAAUUGAAUUCAGUGUUGAACCUUCCUUGGAAUUGCUAUAUGAUUACGCUUUGCAGAAAGUCCCAGCCUCGUCCAUAAAGACAUUCUCACCUAUUGGGGCCCUUAUCUCUCUGCCCAUCUGUAUUAAACCCAUCUCUUUACUUAACAGAUGUGCCUCAAGUAUAGAUAUGUGUACAUACAAAGCACAUCAUUUUGGCUGUCUGUGUUUUGGUGGCUUAGGCUGGUGCUGUCUCUUGGUAAGUCAAUUAGCACAUGGCUUUACUGCAGUCAGAGGCAUAAUCUGCAUAGCAGCUCCCAGGUCGUGUCCGCCUUCCCGUGGUACAGCUGCCUCAGCAGCAGUGAUUUGCUCUUGAUACUGAAUAGCUUUAUGUACUCUGUAAUGUAUAAAGAUAGUGAGGGUCUUCACUGUUGUUUUUAAAUCUCUAGACUUUUUAAAUAACAUCAUUGAGGAUAAAACUGCUUUACUGACCUUAAGUCGUAAGUUUUUAAAUGAAUGGGAUCUACGGGAAGAUAAUAAUGAAAGUAUUUAUAACAGUGCCAUUGUUUUAUGAAAUGCAUGUUUCUGGCCCUUGCCUCCCAUGUUUUUAAAAACAUCCCCUUUUUUAAACAAUCAUUUAGCUUACUAGGAAGUCUGGCAGAGAGAUUCUAUGCUGGUCAAGAUUAUUAGGGUAGAUCCUGGGUUGAUUUACAAAUGUGCCAUAUUGGCAUGUCUUAGGUGAUACCUCAAACACAGAGCUUUUUGUGUGGUGGCAGCAAAAUCCUCAUUAAAACUGAUUUUAAUUGUAUCCAGUGUAUAUGAUGCCUACAUAUAUGCGUGUUAUGACAGUUUUUAUGAAUGUUUGCGUAUAUAUUUAUUUUUUUUCUGAAAUGGUUUUAGAAUGAGUUUCACACUGAACUUCUGGCUUCAUGGAUAAUCAAUGUCGAUAUUUCCUCUUCCACUUCGGUCACAGAUCUUAGUAGCACUGUGAAAAAUUUUAAAUUAAGAUUUCCAUUCUGUACUUUUUAAAAUUGAAGACUUGGAGAUAGCAUCAUGAAAGCCUUUGUAUAAUAAUGAAAUUUGUAUAUAAAUAAGCAUUUUCAAUGACAUGUCAGUAGAUUUAA
Molecule: messenger RNA, 1769 nt
Organism: Mus pahari (shrew mouse)
Lineage: Eukaryota; Metazoa; Chordata; Mammalia; Rodentia; Muridae
Gene: Srek1ip1
Product: SREK1 interacting protein 1
Exons: 5
Coding region: 184-645 (153 amino acids)
Molecular function (GO): nucleic acid binding; zinc ion binding
Source: RefSeq, a predicted model, not a curated record